GAUUCGAAAAUUCAACUCCUCGCCCCUUGCCGUCUUCCCCUGCACAAAGUCAACCCUCCAUCAUUCUUCGCACCUCUCUUUCCCUUGCUCGUUCUCAGAACUCUCGAUGCCCCUUUUCUUGCCGUGAUCCCGUCUCCAGAACUGUUUUCUUCCGUCUCUGCGAUGGGCAACCGCCUGGUGACGUUGGCGCCCUGCUUCUACGGCGACGGUCGCCCCGUCGGCGCCGCUGACUCCGCCGCUGCGGCCGCGAUGGCGUCGGAGCCCGUCGAUGAGGGCCUUGGGCACUCCUUUGUCUACGUCGGCCCUGACGUGCCCCACCUCGCUAACUACGGCUCCGACGCCUCCUCCUCCUCCCGCGUCCACCACUCUGAUGAGGGCGCCGCCAUAGGCACCACCAUGUUCCGGUCUAUCUCCGGUGCAUCCGUGAGCGCCAACGCCGCCACCCCUCUCUCCACCGCGCCGCUGGUCCUUCGCAACGAGCUGGCCUGCUCCUCCGCCGCCUCCUUUGAGAGCUCCUCCUCCUUCGCCUCCGUCCCUCUGCAACCCCGACACUCCGGUUCGCUGUCCGGCCCCAUCGGAUCCGACCGCCACUAUUUCAGCUCGGGUCACCUCGAUCGGGGAUUCCAUUCUGGCCCUAUCGAGAACCAACGCACUUCCUGUGCCUUCUCCGGUCCGCUCGACCGCCUCCCUUCCUCGUCGUCCUCCUCCGGUCACUUCUAUCGCAGCCUGUCCCAGCGCCUCGCAAUCCGCCGGGCCGCCCGUCACAGCCGCACUGCGCCUGCCCUCAUCCGCCGCUUUACCAAGUACCUCUCCAGAACCGCCACCAGGUUCAGCUGUGUAGCCACGCCCCGCGAGACCUCUACGAAACCCGAAGGCGGCAGAGUUCCCAACCUCAUCGCCAACCUCGACUCGGCCGCCGAUCCUAGCAGCAACUCCACCACCAUCAACAGCAGCGGCAACGAUCAGAUGAGCUUCGACUGCAUCGGGGAUGAAUCCGAUUCGUCGGACGGCACGAACGGCAACCUCCACUGGGCUCAGGGCAAGGCCGGUGAGGACAGAACGCAUGUCGUCGUAUCGGAGGAGCAUGGUUGGGUUUUCGUCGGCAUCUACGACGGCUUCAAUGGCCCCGACGCCACCGAUUACCUCCUCGCCAAUCUCUAUCCGGCCAUCCAACGGGAGCUCAAGGGGCUGCUCUGGGACGACCCGCAAAACACCCGUGAGACUUCCACCGACACCUCGCAGGAGCUCGACGAUAGUUGUUGCGAGGAAGGAAAGCAGAGCAGGAGGAUUAAGAGGAGCGAACGCAACAUGGCCUGCGAUGGAGAGGCUUCGGAAACAAACAGGCGGUCGAAGGAACAACCGACACAGUCGAGCACCGGCGGCGCGGUCGACCACAGGGCAGUACUGAAGGCGAUUUCCAGAGCUCUCAGGAAAACAGAGGAGGCCUAUCUGCAUAUGGCCAACACGAUGGUGUCUGCGAACCCGGAGCUGGCACUGAUGGGAUCAUGUGUUCUUGUGAUGCUGAUGAGGGGCGAGGACGUGUAUCUGAUGAACGUCGGCGACAGUUGCGCCGUUCUGGCCAGGAGAGCGGAGUCUGAUCUCUGGAACUUGGUGGGGCAAGCGACCCAAGAUCUGGAAUCCAUCAGGAACGAGACUCUACGUUAUCUUGAAUCAUACGAUGACGGUGAUUUACUCGCCGUGCAGCUCACCUUGGAUCACAGCACCUGCAAUGACGAGGAAGUACGAAGAAUCCGAAAUGAACAUCCUGAUGACCCCGGUGCCAUCGUCAACAACCGGGUGAAGGGAUCAUUGAAGGUGACCAGGGCUUUCGGUGCCGGCUAUCUAAAGCAGCCAAAGUGGAACAACGCCCUGUUGGGGGCAUUCAAGAUCGACUACAGGGGGACAUCACCUUACAUCACCUGCAAUCCAUUUCUCUGCUACCACCGGAUUGGCCCCAAAGAUAAAUACCUUAUACUCUCAUCCGAUGGUCUCUACCAAUACUUCACGAACGAAGAGGUGGUCAGCCAAGUAGAGAUGUUCACUGCGACAAACCCCGACGGCGAUCCUGCUCAAUACCUCGUGGAAGAAGUCCUCUACCGAGCUGCAGAUAAAGCUGGGAUGGAGUUCAAUCAAUUGCUUGAUGUUCCGCAAGGAGAUAGACGAAAGUAUCACGAUGAUGUUUCCAUCAUAAUCAUCUCCUUGGAAGGAAGAAUGUGGAGGUCCUGUGCGUAGAUAAUAUACAGAAUGGGUGCAGGAUAAUUCUGAGAUCAGCUCUGUCAUAACAAUCAAGCUUUGGAGAGCAUAAAUUUUGGGGGGUGAAGCACACUGUACAGGAAAAGUAGCAGCUUCAGAAAUAGAAAGGAAAUUGUCAUCUUGGUUCUUCCCAAAGCUCCAUGGUUCAAAGUAACCAAGCUCCAAUAUUUCUUCUUCUUCUUCUUCUUAAUAUGUAUCUCAUUCUCUUCCCAUUUGGACUUGUUCUUCGUUUCCCCCUCGACCUUUUGUUUACUCCAUAAAAUAAUUUGUGACUUGCAAUGAGGCUCUCUCAUUCUUUCUUGAUCAAAUAUGCUAUAUGAAGGCGCAAACUAGCCUUUGUUCUUUCA
Molecule: messenger RNA, 2600 nt
Organism: Musa acuminata subsp. malaccensis (wild Malaysian banana)
Lineage: Eukaryota; Viridiplantae; Streptophyta; Magnoliopsida; Zingiberales; Musaceae
Product: probable protein phosphatase 2C 23
Biological process (GO): protein dephosphorylation
Molecular function (GO): protein serine/threonine phosphatase activity
Source: RefSeq, a predicted model, not a curated record